AUGUCCGCCGUUGGUAGCGCUCUACCAAACCGAGCCCAGUACGAACCUGGUGGUCACAAUGAUCCGUCGCUAGCUCUCGUUUUCCAUAUGCAUCAUGCGUCACAGUACAAGGAUCAAAGUGGCUCGCAAAUGCAUCCUACAGCCUUGCAAGCCCAGUCGCAGCAGUCCUUUCAUCCACGAUAUCAAAUGCGACCACUAGUGGAUGAAUGGCUGCAAGGCCCGAACCUGCUGACCCAGCUCCAAUACCAACGGACGAACAUGCUCAACUAUGGUGUCAGCGUAACACACUACUCGCCCUUUGACACUCGAUCUGGCCCUUCUGUCUUCGCAGCGGGUGGAGGUGGCGGGCCAGACUUUGGCAACCACGUCGCCCAACGUGCCUCUGGACCAGCUCUAGUGCCUUCACUUCCGCGAGGACCACCACGCAAGCCCAAGCAGUCAGGUCACGCGCUCUGGGUCGGCAAUCUACCGCCCGCUGCGACAGUAAACGAUCUCAAGGACCAUUUCUCACGUGAUGCGACCAGGGACAUCGAAAGCGUCUUUUUGAUCGCGAAGAGCAACUGCGCGUUUGUCAACUAUCGCACUGAGGCAGCUUGUGAGGCUGCCGUGAACAGAUUCCAUGACUCCCGCCUUCACGGCGUUCGAUUGGCAUGCCGGCUUCGAAGAGGCUCAACCAUUAUCAGCAAGGCGUCAAGUCCCACGCCGUCCAGUGGAAUUUCUAAUGGUACCAGUGCCGCUCUGCCAGAUGUUCUCGAAGGCCCCGUCAUCGUUGGCGGUGGGUCUAUGACCGAGUCUGAGCUUGUUAGCAGCGAACAUAGUCGCUCUCCGACAGCGCAUAAGAAAGUGCCAGAGAAGUAUUUCAUUAUCAAGAGCCUCACAGUUGAGGAUCUGGAAGCUAGCGUCAGGAACGGCACGUGGGCAACUCAGUCACAUAACGAGGACUGCCUGAAUCACGCAUACGAGGUGGCUGAGAACGUAUACUUGAUCUUCUCUGCAAAUAAGUCGGGAGAGUAUUUCGGCUAUGCCCGCAUGUCAUCUACAAUCUCCGGCAAGCCCGUCAACUUAGGCGCGCUGCGCGAGACAGAAGAGGCUAAGACGGAUGGCACGCCUCGAUCCAUUGCAACCCCAGCUACGAAGACUGCGCCAAGAGGUCGUAUCAUCGACGAUUCUGCGCGCGGGACGAUCUUUUGGGAGGCUGAUUCUUCAGACACCGAGCCAGACGCGCUAGUGAAGGAAUGGAGUGAGGAGGGUUGCGGUCACCACUGGAGACGCCAGUUCAACAUCGAGUGGAUCUCAACGGCUCGCCUACCAUUCUUUCGCACUCGUGGCCUACGGAACCCGUGGAAUGCAAACAGAGAGGUGAAGAUUGCUAGAGACGGUACAGAGCUUGAGCCUGGCGUUGGUAGGACACUGGUGGGGAUGUUCCAUAUGCUUCUGCCAGCAGCUCAGAGAGGAGCGAUAGUGGUGUCAUCUGCUCUUAUGCCUUCAUGA
Messenger RNA from Recurvomyces mirabilis, 1491 nucleotides. RefSeq lists its product as uncharacterized. Gene Ontology annotation, cellular component: nucleoplasm. Gene Ontology annotation, biological process: regulation of alternative mRNA splicing, via spliceosome; mRNA splicing, via spliceosome. NCBI's taxonomy places the organism in Eukaryota, Fungi, Ascomycota, Dothideomycetes, Mycosphaerellales, Teratosphaeriaceae. The transcript is spliced from 2 exons. Bases 1 to 1491 code for a protein of 496 amino acids. Gene Ontology annotation, molecular function: N6-methyladenosine-containing RNA reader activity; mRNA binding. The record is from RefSeq and is a predicted model, not a curated record.